GUCCCGGGCCCGUGAUGGCGGAGGCGGGCGCGGGCAGCCCGCGGCUGGCGGAGCUGCUGGCGGCGGGACGGCGGCUCUUGGAGGAGGUGGAGGCGGGAGCCGAGCCCUCCUCGGGCGCCCCGGCCGUGCAGGACAAGGUGCGGCAGGGCUUGGACGCGCUGCGGCUUGCAGCCACCAUGGUGGCGGAGCUGGAUCUGUUCAGUGAGAACGAGGAGCUGGAUGAAGUCGCCUCGGCCGACCUGAAGUUCCUGCUGCUCCCCGCGCUCCAGGGAGCCCUGACGCUGAAGCAGGUGGACCUGAGCAGCAGGCAGCAGCACCUGGAGAGUGCCCGGGAUCACUUCCUGCACUUCCUCAAGCUCUGCAGGAGCUACGGGCUGGGAACGUUCCAGCUGCCUCCCACCACUCCCAGGGAUGAGGGAGCCGGGAGCCCCCCGGACUCGGGGAACCCCCCGGGUGCCCAGCCCAGCCUGGUGGCCAUGGCCAUGAGCAGGAAUGCCAAGAUUGAGAGGUACAAGCAGAAGAAGGAGCUGGAGAACAAGUUGGCCUCCAUGAGGAGCUUCGUGGAGGGUGGGACAGCAGAUGAGGAUCAGAUCCGGGAGUUUUACAUCCUGCAGAUCCAGAAAUGGAUCAGCACCAGCCUGGAGGAGCUGGAGAGCAUCGACCAGGAGAUGGUGAUCCUGAAGAACAGGGAUGUGGCCAGACAGACUCCAGCAGCCCCCCACGGCCUCUCCCGGCCCGUCAGAGCCCCAGUGAGACCUUUCAUCCUGACCCGUGACGCUGCCCAGGCCAGAGUGUUUGGAGCUGGUUAUCCCGGCCUGCCCACCAUGACUGUGGACGACUGGUACGAGCAGCGCCGGAGGCAGGGAAUUGUGUCCGGGCAGAGCGUCCCUCAGAGGGCACCAGCAGGUGUAAGUGAUGAAGAGCUGCAGAAGCAGCAGCAGGAGAAAAAAGAGGAGGAGGAUGAUGAGGAAGCUCUUCAAAAAGCUCGGAACUGGGAUGACUGGAAAGACACACACCCCCGAGGCUACGGCAACCGGCAGAACAUGGGCUGAGCAGGGCCUGGAUCCUGGGAGAAGAACUUGGACAGGGAGAGAGAGAGAGAGAGAGAGAGAGAGAGGAGGGAAUACAGUGUACAUAUGUGGAGCAUCCGGGAAUCCUCCGGGAGCCGGAUCAGAGGAGGACACGUGACCCCUUGCUUUGGUUUGCAUUCCAUGUCAGACUGGGUGCACUGGUCGUGCUGGGAGGUGCCAGAGCUCUGUGAGGGUCAGGCUCCCUCUGCACUCCCAGGCAGAGGCAGCCCUCGGAGGGGGAGUCCAUGGAUUUGGAAACUGCUCUUUGUAUUGUGGGUGGUUGUAUUUAUUAUUUUUUUUUCUCUCUAUUUUAAGCAAAAUAAACUCUCUUUGUGCUGCCUAA
Molecule: messenger RNA, 1413 nt
Organism: Chiroxiphia lanceolata (lance-tailed manakin)
Lineage: Eukaryota; Metazoa; Chordata; Aves; Passeriformes; Pipridae
Gene: IGBP1
Product: immunoglobulin binding protein 1
Exons: 6
Coding region: 15-1052 (345 amino acids)
Biological process (GO): regulation of signal transduction; regulation of dephosphorylation
Cellular component (GO): cytosol
Molecular function (GO): protein phosphatase 2A binding
Source: RefSeq, a predicted model, not a curated record